Molecule: messenger RNA, 1679 nt
Organism: Cajanus cajan (pigeon pea)
Lineage: Eukaryota; Viridiplantae; Streptophyta; Magnoliopsida; Fabales; Fabaceae
Gene: DWF5
Product: Ergosterol biosynthesis ERG4/ERG24 family
Biological process (GO): brassinosteroid biosynthetic process; sterol biosynthetic process
Cellular component (GO): endoplasmic reticulum membrane
Molecular function (GO): 7-dehydrocholesterol reductase activity
Source: RefSeq, a predicted model, not a curated record
UUUGCAGACAGAGAGAAAAGAGAUGGCGGUGCAGCCUGGUGGUUCCAAGUCGAAAUCGAGCAAGAGAGACACUGACACAGUUCACUCUCCCCUCGUCACCUAUGCUUCCAUGAUUUCUCUCCUCACACUCUGUCCUCCAUUUGUCAUUCUCUUAUGGUACACCAUGACACUUGCUCAUGGAUCUCUUCUCCAAACCUUUGAUUACUUGAGCCAAAACGGGCUACAGGGCUUCCUACUUAUAUGGCCCAAGCCCACUGCCACUGCUUGCAAAAUCAUCGCCAUCUACGCUGCUUUUGAAGCAGCGCUUCAGCUUCUUCUCCCCGGCAACACCGUUUACGGCCCUAUUUCCCCAACCGGCCACCGCCCUGUCUACAAGGCAAAUGGUGUCGCAGCUUAUUUAGUCACCUUGGUUACUUAUAUUGCCCUUUGGUGGUUUGAGAUUUUCGACCCCACUAUUGUUUAUGAUCGUUUGGGGGAAAUAUUUUCAGCGCUUAUCUUCGGGAGCUUUGUCUUCUGUGUUUUCUUAUACAUAAAAGGUCAUUUGGCACCAUCUUCCACAGAUUCAGGCUCUUCUGGAAACAUAAUCAUUGAUUUUUACUGGGGUAUGGAGCUCUAUCCACGCAUAGGAAAAUAUUUUGACAUAAAAGUUUUCACAAACUGCAGAUUCGGAAUGAUGUCAUGGGCUGUUCUUGCAUUGACCUACUGCAUAAAGCAGUAUGAAGAAAAUGGAAAAGUAGCUGACUCAAUGCUUGUAAAUACUGCAUUAAUGCUGGUAUACAUUACCAAGUUUUUCUGGUGGGAAGCUGGAUAUUGGAACACAAUGGAUAUUGCACAUGAUCGAGCUGGAUUUUAUAUUUGCUGGGGUUGCUUGGUGUGGGUUCCAUCAGUGUAUACAUCUCCUGGAAUGUACCUUGUCAACCAUCCUGUAUAUCUUGGCACCCAGCUAGCAGUCACAAUUUUAGUAGCUGGCAUUCUUUGCAUAUACAUCAACUAUGACUGUGACAGGCAAAGGCAAGAAUUUCGUAGGACAAAUGGAAAAUGCACGGUCUGGGGAAAAGCUCCAUCAAAGAUAGAGGCCUCAUAUACUACUACUGCUGGGGAAACUAAAAGAAGCCUUCUUUUAACCUCUGGAUGGUGGGGAUUAUCUCGUCAUUUUCAUUAUGUCCCUGAAAUAUUAGCUGCUUUCUUCUGGACAGUCCCGGCUCUUUUCAAUCAUUUUUUGCCUUACUUCUACGUGAUAUUUCUUACCAUUCUUCUCUUUGAUCGAGCAAAACGAGACGAUGAUCGAUGCAGAUCCAAGUAUGGCAAGUUCUGGAAGUUAUAUUGCGACAAGGUACCUUACAGAAUCAUUCCAGGAAUGUACUGACGAUGGCUUGUCUGGAAUAUACUGAAGAAUGAUUAUUGCGGCAAUGUACCUUAAAGAAUCAUUCCAGUACCACUUGGUCUUGGCUUUUAUGCCCAUCUGAAAACUAAGGACGCCAUCUGUAGCUUUAUGUUAUUUACCGCUUUUGCUUGGUUACGUAGACUUUCGCCCAGAACAAAUUAAUUAUUGAACCAGAUUUUUUAAGCUAAUGUCGCCACUCGAUUUUGGCUUCAGCUGUGUUCAUUUCUUUAUCUAUGAAGUCAAAAUCGUCUCUUUCUGGCUGCUAAUGACUUCUGAGAAAGGUGUAUUGGUACAA